Molecule: messenger RNA, 3057 nt
Organism: Chelonoidis abingdonii (Abingdon island giant tortoise)
Lineage: Eukaryota; Metazoa; Chordata; Testudines; Testudinidae
Source: RefSeq, a predicted model, not a curated record
AUGCACCGUGUGACAACCACGUCCUGCGCGCAUUGGUGUGUCGGUUCCUGGCGCGCAUGCGCAGCUCCUGCUUCCUGUCUUCGCCAGCGCAGGCCCGACGCGAGUAGCAGCAACGUGCGCGAGCGCCUGGCCGAUGUCCGGUUCUUCACCACGCACGGCUGCGACAGCGAGCGGAGCGUCGCGCUCUCCGGGGACGAGCUGGUGCCAAACCCGUCGGGGGCAAACUACAGCAAGCCCAUCGUGCUGAGCGAGGAUGAGGAGGACACCAAGCGGGUGGUGCGCAGCGCCAAGGACAAGCGGUUCGAGGAGCUCACCAACCUGAUCAAGACGAUCCGCAACGCCAUGAAGAUCCGGGACGUGACCAAGUGCCUGGAGGAGUUUGAGCUGCUGGGCAAGGCCUACGGGAAGGCCAAGAGCAUCGUGGACAAGGAGGGCGUCCCCCGCUUUUAUGUGCGCAUCCUGGCCGACCUGGAGCAGUACCUCAACGAGGCUGUGGAGGAUAAGGAGGGCAAGAAGAAGAUGAACAAGAACAACUACAACCGGGACUACGAGAGCCAGAUCGCCAGCUACCCCCAGAACGCCGAGCAGUCGGCCGACGAGGAGGAGAGGAAGAGCGACGACUCGGAAGGAGGCAUGAGCGCAGCCGCCUUCCUGAAGAGAGAGAGGCCCUUUGGGCGAGUCACUGCAGCAAGUUCCUCAGUGAAGAUGGAGGAGGAGGAGGAGGAGGAGGACUCUGACUCCGACGACGAGGACUGGGGCUCGUCCGACUCCGAUACCGAUUCCGAGUCCGACGAGGACGACGGCAAAUACACUUCGCUGGCCUCCAAAUUCCUGAAGAAGGACGAGGACAAGAAGUCGACGGAGAAGAAGCGGGACGAGAAGGCCAAGAAGAAACACGACCGCAAGGCCAAGAAGUACGAGGACGAGGAGGAUGAGGGCGGAGAGUGGGAGAAGGUCAAGGGGGGGGCGCCCCUGGUCAAGGUGAGACCCUGGAUGUUCGCCAAGGGCAACCGAGAAAACACGCGUGCUGGUGCACUGACAGAGCUGAACGAGAUCCUGCAGGCCCGGGGCAAGAAGGGCACGUGCAGGGCAGCCCAGAUCGAGCUGCUGCAGCUGCUGGUGACCAUCGCGGCCGAGAACAACCUGGGCGUCGCCAUGGACCUCAAGAUCAAGUUCAACAUCGUGGCCUCCCUCUACGACUACAACCCCAACCUGGCCACCUACAUGAAGCCGGAGAUGUGGAAGAAGUGCCUGGACAGCAUCGACGAGCUGCUGGACAUGCUCUUCGCCAACCCCAACAUCUUCGUCGGGGAGAACAUCCUGGAGGAGUCGGAGAACCUGUCCAACUUCGAGCAGCCCCUGCGGGUGCGCGGCUGCAUCCUGACGCUGGUGGAGCGCAUGGACGAGGAGUUCACCAAGAUCAUGCAGAACACGGACCCACACUCCCAGGAGUAUGUGGAUCACCUGAAGGACGAGGGCCGGGUGUGCGGGAUCAUCGGGGCGGUGUGCAGAGGUACUGCAGGAGAAGGGCACGACGGAGGAGAAUCUGCUGCGGCAACCUGCGCCUGGUGUCCACUCCUACUACAAGUUCGACUAACAAGGCAGCAAUCAGCGGGAGCAGGGCCCCGCCGGCGACUCCAAGGUACUGACCCCCCCGGGACCCCUGACCCCCCCCGCCACCCAACCCCCAGCAAGGGCCCCGCCCGGCGACUCCAAGGUACUGACCCCCCCCAGCAGGGCCCACGCCGGCGACUCCAAAGGUACGACCCCCCGGGACCCUGUUGGAGCACGACCAAGGUGGAGAACGAGGGGGCGGUUGGGGGGCCCCGUAAUCACCCCGUGUCCCUAGGCCAGUACGGAGCAGGACCGAGGCGGCAGAACAGGGGCGGUGCGGGGUUUUUGGGCCGGGCCGUCUCCACACUCGGAGCAGGACCGGAGGCGGAGAACGAGGGCGAGGACAGUGGCUGCGCUCAUGGGACCGGCUCUGCAGUACAUUUACGCCAAGGACCGCACGAGCCGGGAUCCGCACCUGCGCGCAUCUUGGCACAUCUACGCACCUACGCGCUGCACAGCCGCUGGUUCCAGGCCUCGCGACCUCAUGCUCAAUGUUCCAACCUGCAGGACAACAUCGCAGCACGCCGACCCCCAGUGCAGAUCCUCUACAACCGCACCAUGGUGCAGCUGGGGAUCUGCGCCUUCCGGCAGGGGCUGAUCAAGGAUGCACACAACGCGCUGCUGGACAUCCAGUCGUCGGGCCGCGCUAAGGAGCUGCUGGGGCAGGGGCUGCUGAUGCGCAGCCUGCAGGAGCGCAACCAGGAGCAGGAGAAGGUGGAGAAGCGGCGCCAGGUGCCCUUCCACAUGCACAUCAACCUGGAGCUGCUCGAGUGCGUCUACCUGGUGGCCGCCAUGCUGCUGGAGAUCCCCUACAUGGCCGCCCACGAGUUCGACGCCCGGCGCCGCAUGAUCAGCAAGCAGUUCCACCACCAGCUGCGGGUGGGCGAGCGCCAGCCCCUGUUGGGCCCCCCCGAGUCGAUGCGGGAGCACGUGGUGGCGGCGUCCAAGGCCAUGAAAAUGGGCGACUGGCGAACCUGCCACCGCUUCAUCGUCAACGAGAAGAUGAACGCGAAGGUCUGGGACCUGUUCCCCGAGGCCGACAAAGUGCGAACCAUGCUGGUCCGGUGCGUGGGGCCGGGGCCAGUGUGGUGCCCCCCGGCCCCACAGGCCUCGCUGGACCAGCCCACGCAGACGGUGGUGAUGCACCGCACGGAGCCGACCGCCCUGCAGAACAUGGCCCUGCAGCUGGCCGAGAAACUGGGCAACCUGGUGGAGAACAACGAGCGCGUCUUUGACCACAAGCAGGGCAGCUACGGCGGGUACUUCCGGGACCAGAAGGAUGGCUACCGCAAGAGCGAGGGCGGCUACAUGCGCCGGGGCGGCUACCGCCAGCAGGAGCGACAGGCCAACUACUGAGCGCCCGGACGCCUGGGUCCUCGCGGGGGCAGUGGGGGAGGGGUGACCCGCGCUGUAUUGGAGCCGGAAUAAACAGUGUGAGCAGGA